This is a messenger RNA of Cuscuta campestris, 1314 nucleotides long. The record is from the annotation of a GenBank genome assembly. Lineage: Eukaryota; Viridiplantae; Streptophyta; Magnoliopsida; Solanales; Convolvulaceae.
UCCAUUUUUUUUUCAAAAGGACAUGGAAAAUUCAAGGGCUAAGAUUGAACCACUUAAAAUGAACCAACCCCACUCGCCCCACAAAUUGGGGGCAUCCGAAGACUUCUCCGCUCCCAUCGUUUUAAAAAAGUUCAAAACCAUCGCUCGCUCCUCGCUGUGGCCCCCCCAUAUUCCCAAUUCCCUUUUUUUUCCCCCAUUUUCUGUUUCUCCGUUUCCCAUUGCAUUUUCCUCGCUGCAAUCUCAGAUCUCCCCCCCUGAAGGAUGGCGCGUGAGGAGAACGUCUACAUGGCCAAGCUGGCGGAGCAGGCCGAGAGGUACGAGGAGAUGGUGGAGUUCAUGGAGAAGGUCUCCUCCUCCCUCGGCGACCCCGACGAGCUCACGGUGGAGGAGCGGAAUCUCCUCUCCGUCGCUUACAAAAACGUCAUAGGCGCACGCCGCGCCUCCUGGAGAAUCAUCUCCUCCAUCGAGCAGAAGGAGGAGUCCCGUGGGAACGAAGACCACGUCAACGCCAUCCGCGAUUACAGAUCUAAGAUCGAGACCGAGCUCUCCAAAAUCUGCGAUGGAAUCCUUAAGCUUCUCGAAUCCAAACUCAUUCCCUCCGCCUCAGCCGGCGAUUCCAAGGUCUUCUACCUCAAGAUGAAGGGCGACUACCACCGCUACCUCGCCGAGUUCAAGACCGGAGCCGAGCGUAAGGAGGCUGCAGAAAGCACUCUCACUGCCUACAAAUCCGCGCAGGACAUUGCAAACGCAGAACUUGCACCCACACACCCCAUCCGUCUCGGGCUGGCUCUAAACUUCUCCGUGUUCUAUUAUGAGAUUCUGAACUCUCCUGACCGCGCUUGUAAUCUCGCAAAACAGGCCUUCGAUGAAGCAAUUGCCGAGUUAGACACUUUGGGAGAGGAGUCAUAUAAGGACAGCACCUUGAUCAUGCAACUCCUUCGUGACAAUCUGACUCUUUGGACUUCUGAUAUGCAGGAAGAGGGAGCGGAUGAGAUCAAAGAGGCUCCCAAGAAAGAUGAAGAGCAGCAACAUUGAGGGCGGUUUCCUUCUUAUUUGCCUUACGCUUCUCCUCAAUCGUUUUAAUUUGGAGAAAGUUGUUUGUUUUUAUUUCCAACGUGGUUUUCUGCUUUAUGGCAUUCUCCAGUCAGUCGUCAAGAAUGAACUGCUUAAUUUAUAUAUCUAAUACUUUGUUGUUUGGUCUUUAACUGGAUGUGAUUCUGGAAGUUCAAUUCAUUCCCACCUGCUUCUUUGAACUAUUUUGUUGAAUUGGUUGGUCUUCUUUUUGUGACGUUAUUUGAAAGAGCUUUGUGUUGA